Thunnus maccoyii (southern bluefin tuna) is the source of this 3685-nucleotide messenger RNA. Its product is annotated as flotillin-2. Bases 534 to 1820 code for a protein of 428 amino acids. NCBI's taxonomy places the organism in Eukaryota, Metazoa, Chordata, Actinopteri, Scombriformes, Scombridae. Gene Ontology annotation, biological process: regulation of myoblast differentiation; protein localization to plasma membrane. The transcript has 11 exons. The record is from RefSeq and is a predicted model, not a curated record. Gene Ontology annotation, cellular component: plasma membrane.
AAAUAAAUAACAAAGGACUGAAUCCAUUCGAGCUUGAACACUCCAUUCAUGAUUUCAAAAUUAAUUGCUAAUUAAUUAUUAUAACGAUUUCCUCCUUUAUUUUAGGUGAAUGCUCAGGUGCUUAAGAACAUAAACUGAUGUUGGUGGAGGUUGACCUGAGAAUUUUAAGAAUCACUUCUCUCUAGUGGCCGCAGUGUUGAACUGCAAUACAUUAAAUGUAUCAACAGGAAGUAACGGAAACUGUUAUAAAACAGUCACAAUUUCUUCCACAAAAUCAUCCUAUACAAAAUAUAAAAAUAUUCAUCUGAGGGGUUGCAGAAGAAGAGUAAAAAAACAAACAAAAAAAUCCACCUCUGAACUAGGGGGAGUUACAGCUCCUACAAGUAAUAAAACCAAAGAAGAAGAAGACGUCAGGUGGGGCUGUAUGUGUGUUGUUGGUGACGUCGUGCAGGACGUGAACAUCCUUAAUUCACAUCAUCCAAACUCCGUAAAGGAUCCCGUUGUUUGCUGGUUUCUCUCCAUCUCGAGUCAACAUGGGGAACUGUUUAACUGUGGGGCCGAACGAAGCGUUGGUGGUGUCCGGUGCUUGUUGUGGCUCUGAUGAUAAGACCUACGUCGUGGGAGGCUGGGCCUGGGCUUGGUGGCUCAUUUCAGACACCAAAAGGAUAACCCUGGAGAUCAUGACUCUGCAGCCCAGAUGUGAGGAUGUGGAGACAGCAGAGGGGGUUGCCAUCACUGUCACAGGUGUGGCUCAGGUCAAAGUCAUGACUGAGCACGACUUGCUGGCAAUAGCUUGUGAGCAGUUUCUGGGGAAAUCAGUGAUGGAAAUCAAAGCUGUGGUUCUUCAGACCUUGGAGGGACAUCUGCGCUCAAUUCUAGGUACCUUGACUGUAGAGCAGAUCUAUCAGGACAGGGACCAGUUUGCUAAACUGGUAAGGGAGGUCGCAGCUCCAGAUGUGGGCAGGAUGGGCAUCGAGAUUCUCAGCUUUACCAUUAAGGACGUCUACGAUAAACUGGAUUACCUGAGCUCCCUCGGGAAGACCCAGACUGCAGCUGUCCAGAGGGAUGCUGACAUCGGUGUGGCUGAGGCAGAGAGGGAUGCUGGGAUACGGGAAGCAGAAUGUAAGAAGGAGAUGAUGGACGUCAAAUUCCAAGCUGACACCAAGAUGGCCGACUCCAAACGAGAACUGGAGCUGCAGAAAGCUUCUUUCAAUCAGGAAGUCAACACUAAGAAAGCAGAGGCCCAGCUGGCGUACGAGCUGCAGGCGGCCAAGGAGCUGCAGAAGAUCCGCCUGGAGGAGAUCGAGAUCCAAGUGGUGCAGAGGAAGAAGGAGAUCACUAUAGAGGAGAGGGAGAUCAGCCGGACAGAAAAGGAGCUCAUUGCCACUGUGAAGAGGCCCGCUGAGGCAGAGGCCUACAAAAUGGAGCAGCUGGCUGAGGGACAAAAGCUAAAGACGGUGCUGAUAGCUCAGGCUGAGGCCGAGAAGAUCAAGAAGAUCGGUGAGGCGGAGGCUUGCUCCAUCGAAGCCGUGGGCAAGGCGGAGGCCGAGAAGAUGAGGCUGAAGGCUGAAGCCUACCAGCAGUACGGAGAUGCAGCCAAGACCGCCCUGGUCCUCGAGGCCCUGCCGAAGAUUGCUUCCAAGGUGGCGGCGCCGUUAGCUAAGACCAAUGAGAUCGUCAUCCUCAGCGGGGAGGGCAGCCGCGUGACGGGCGAGGUCAACCGCCUUCUGGCUGAACUUCCUGUGUCUGUCAACGCUCUCACUGGAGUGGAUUUGUCAAAGAUGCCAUUGCUGCAGAAGAUGACCAGUACUGAAGCCUGAAAAGCGACGACUCCACAUGACUCCAGUAUCUGUUGUAUGCACUCUCAUAGACUGCCUUUAAUACACUUGAAGAGUUUUUUGUUGUUUUAUACGUAACACACUGUCUACCAAGUGAAUUUUGGAAACCUCUGGUGCCUUACUUUAUACAGGACCAGAAUAUCUGCAUGCACUGCUGCUCGUUUGUUUUGUUUUUUUUAAAUUUAGUUUUAACAUGGGAACAUUUUGUGUUGUUUUUCCCUCUUUUGUCAGUGUUUCCCCCUAGAAUAUUUUUUCAGGCCUGGUGGUACGAAACCAAAAAAAACGCCUAAAGGGACGAGACACAUUGGAUGGCAUAGUCGCGCAGCAGGCGGUCUGCAAUUCAGAUUUGCAUUCAAAUUUUUGUUUCCUCAGUUUAUCAAGACUUAAAACAAAGUGGUUACAAGGAGAGGAUGACUUAAUAAGCUUAUCAAAAACGUUGAUAUAUUUGUUUGUCCGUCACCUGAGUUAUUAAGGCUUUUUCUUACGUUAGCUCACGUUAGCUAACCUGCAUCCCGUACACGCUCUCUCUCUCUCUCUCUAUCGCUCUGCUGUCAUUUAAAGGUACUCUGAUAGCAGCGGCACUCGCAUCACAUCAAGAGUUUCCAUGGCAACAACACAGAGGUUAUUGAUCAUUGAUUUUCCGAAUGAAUGGAUAUUUGUUGGCCGUUAUUUUUGGCCUGGUAGGGGUUCUCGUCGGCCCGGCGGCCCACCAGGCCUGUACUAUUAUGGGGGAAACACUGAUUGUGUUUUUAAUUAUUUAUUUUUGUAUUUAAAUCGUAUAUAUCGGCCCGUUUGUAUCAUUUGUCAUUCAAGAGUCAGCUGACAGCGGACCUACCUGCCGACUCUCAUCCAGGUUACAUUUAUAUUAUGAUGUUAACACCUUUUUUCUUUGGUAAUUAUACAUCAGGGCCCUGCUGUUUACUGGCUGCAGGCCUUCUUGUUUAUUUAUAUACCUCUUUCUUUCUGUCUUUCUUUCUUUCUUUCUCUUUAUUUAUUGACAUCUGCAUUCCCGAGAUAAUCUGAAUCUUUUCUCGUUAAUUGUAGAGUUUUUUUGUGUAUUGUACAUGUUGUAAUUUUUAACUAUCAGAUGUUAUUCAGGUUAUUUUAUGUGUCAGUGAUUUAUUUUUUUACAAUGCAACACAGGUGCUCACAAUCUUUAAAAGAAGCCCCCUUUCUGUGUGGAUCUCCACCUUUUUAAAUUCUUUCCGAUCUGCAGAGUUUUCUGCAGGUUUUGUUUGUUCCUGUGUACAAAGUUUUAUUCUUCAUAAACUGUUGGUAUCAGGCAUGAUAGAUAUGAUUAUUUAUGUGCUGGCAGGAAUACAGGAAGCAAAUUCCUGUGAUAUAGUUAGCUUGUAGUGUGGUCAUUUAAUUAAUAGUGUGGGUCUUCAUAUAAAACGUUUGUAGUUCUGACUUUAGGUUGGUGUUUAAAAAAAAGAUGAAAAAUGAUUUUUUUUUUGGGCAAAUUGUAAAAACGACAGGCUCGGAGUUGUGUGAAAUAUGUUUAUAUUGUGGAAAAAGCUUAAUGUGAAUAGAUUCUGAACAUUUAAAGGCCAAACAGUGACGCCAAAUAGAAUUGAAGAGCAGGAACGAAUAGAUUUAAUUUAAUACUACAGACAUCUGUAAAUGCAAAGCCAUCAUUCAUCAGUCAACAAACCAAACCUCUUUUCUGUUCAAUGUUUGCAUGUCUGCAUUGAUUUGUUUUAAUAACUGUGAAAUCAAAUAUAGAUGUUUUUAGUUCUUUAACUUAUCAAAAAGUCUGUUUUGUCAGUGAUAUUAGUUUGUAAAUGAUCACAGUUUGUUGUUUUGGGGUCUAAAGUCCCCCUCCAUUCAAAAAUAUGUUAAGUUUU